GAAACUUUUCUUCACCACCCAAAACCUCCCAAAUUUUUUGUUUUCCUAAGGUUUCUCAAGAGCAGGAACAAAUAACAAAACAUAUCUAAUCUAGAUCGAUGGAAUCAUCUUCCAAUCACAUGCGCAGAUAUGUCUUUUGAAGAUAGAAUCUCCUACGCCGGGAUGGAAGAAAUCCUUGGAAAAAUUACUCAAGACAAUUAAUGAUGUGAGUUUCAUGAUCGACAAGCAAAGCAAAACAGUAUAUCUAUCGGGAAAAGUCGACCCACAAAUAAUACUUGAAAAGAUUACAAAAGCAGGCAAAAAAGCGGUUAUAUUAUGGAGCAAUAACGGACAGAGUAAGCAGCCGGAAAAUCGGAAAGACCAUUUGAUGGAACAACGUUAUGCGUCGGGACACAUAAAUGUUCCUGAUGGUUUCUCAAACUAUCAUCCGCCAUACAUGAAUGGUCCUAAUGGUUUCUCAAACUAUCAUCUGCCGGAUUAUUGGAUGAAUCAACCUCAACUAUACAAUCCCACUAUAUGUCCCCCACCACCACCACCGUAUCCACGUCAGGUCCAUCCGCAGCCACCAGCACCACCACCGUACAAAUUCCAUCAGAAAGAACCGGUGGCUAAGAGUUUCCCGCCUACACCAGCUCCGCCUAAAAACUUUACGAUGGGAGAUUUGCAACUAUGCCGGAUAAUGUGAAAACUUUUAGUGUUGCACGAUGUUGUCCUUUUUUCAUUCGUUGAUGUCUGUUUGUGGAUCAUGAGAAAGAUUUAUGUUUAUUAAGGAUCUUAUUAUGAUUUCAAACAAAAUAUUCCAAACUGG
Molecule: messenger RNA, 808 nt
Organism: Arabidopsis thaliana (thale cress)
Lineage: Eukaryota; Viridiplantae; Streptophyta; Magnoliopsida; Brassicales; Brassicaceae
Product: hydroxyproline-rich glycoprotein family protein
Exons: 3
Coding region: 215-685 (156 amino acids)
Molecular function (GO): metal ion binding
Source: RefSeq, marked reviewed